Messenger RNA from Salvelinus fontinalis (brook trout), 6630 nucleotides. RefSeq names its product SIX homeobox 6a (gene six6a). The transcript has 2 exons. Bases 3122 to 3856 code for a protein of 244 amino acids. Gene Ontology annotation, cellular component: transcription regulator complex; nucleus. Gene Ontology annotation, molecular function: RNA polymerase II cis-regulatory region sequence-specific DNA binding; DNA-binding transcription factor activity, RNA polymerase II-specific. Lineage: Eukaryota; Metazoa; Chordata; Actinopteri; Salmoniformes; Salmonidae. The record is from RefSeq and is a predicted model, not a curated record. Gene Ontology annotation, biological process: eye development; regulation of transcription by RNA polymerase II.
AAUGGACGGUAUCCCAACUGACAAUGAAAAUGUGCCAGCUUCAAUACCAGACCUGGUUUGUCUAAUCAUGCUCACAGACAGUGUCGAGUUUGGUUGUGGAUGGGGUUGUGUGGUCUAUGACGAACAAAGCAAUAGACAGAACCGAAGUCGUUGUAUGAAAUCCACUGUCUGUAUGUGGUUGAGUUGGUGAAUGUCCAUCCGGGGAUAUCGGUGUCAGGAUACUGUCUUUUGGCACAGUUGUGUAUGCAAUUGUAAUGUGUUCACUGUAGCUCUACCUCAAACUGUAUUUUAUACAAUUAAUAAGUAUUCCAUACUUUGAUUGGCAAUGUAGCUUAACUGAUUUUUUUGUGUCAAUCAUCGAAAAAUAUGUAUUAUUUCAUAUUUUGCCUUUGUUAACCAAUUAAAGACCUAUAGCUAUUAAAGUCAUGUAAAAUGCGCACAUUAAACAUUAUACGAAAAUGUGGUAGUAAGCAUAUAAGCUUAUACUUGACAAAACCUUACCCAUAGACUUAAACAGAACCAUAUACGUGGUAAAUUGAUUGUUUUAUUUCAAUUAGUUACAGUAUUUUGGUUUUAACCUGGCCUAUGUGUCUAUUAGCCCCUCAAGAAAUGUAUGUUUUUGAUUUUAAUUUCUAAAAACGUGAAUGCAGUCUUAUCACUUGAUAUAUAGGUUAUGUCUAAGCUAAGUAAAAGAGUAACAGCAUGUUGUUAAUUACUAUGUUUCCAUAUGAAAUCAACAUUUACACCGCCAUAUAGGCAGGCUUACUGUAAGCUUGGCUUAGGCUACCGGUAGGCCUAAGUAUGCGCGCUGUUCCAUUGUCUGCGUAAUUGUUUAUUGACAGACCUCCGUUUAUGAUAUCCGAAAUGUCACCAUCUUUUAUUCAUGCACGCAAAUGUCCUUGUAAAUGUAGGUUAGGAUAGGCCUACAGGAUGAAAUAUUUAAAGGCAUCUAAAUAUUUCAAACCAGCACCCUGUCACUCAUCUUCAUAAGGCCUACUGUUUUCCAUCGGCUGUGCCCUAUCUGGAGGCCUUAUAGUUAGGGUUAUUCACCGAUAAUUAGACUAUUUUUUUAUUUGUAUAACGAACCUGUAUUUAACGAAAGGAACCCAUUGAUACCAUGGUCUCAUUUCCAAUGGUGCUCUGAGAAAAAUAGUUCAAGCAAUGUGAGCAACACAUUUAAGCAUGAUCACUACAAGUAAAUUACAUUACAUUAAAAAGGGCAGUAGAAACGAAUAUAUUCAGUCAAUCAAAACAGGUGCAGUUUUCAUUGGUCACGUUUUUUUUUUAAAUUAGCGACCUAAAUUCACAUUUCGGGGCCAAUGAAUCAAGUUUUAGAGUGAAAGGUAGGUCAUUCCAGGACUGAGGGGCAUAGUGACUGAACGCAGUUUUGACUAACUCUGAGGAGACCCGUGGAACCUCUAGUACCAACCAGUCUUGAGAGUGAGUCUUAUAGUUACUAUAUUUCCAAUUUAGAAGUGAGGUGCUAAACCUAUGUGGGUUCAUGAAUAGUGACCCCUUUAAUCGUCUUAAUCCGUCUACUGCUCUCAUAUAGCCUAGAGUAUGUCUAUCUGGUUACUUUGCAACAGCACACUGAUAGUAUAGGCUAAAUGCCUACUUACUAUCACCUUGAUGACAAAUUUGCUAAUGUUUUCUUUAUUCAAACCAAUUUCUGUGUUUGAUUAUUAUUACGAUACUAGGAUAAAACAUGUAUAGAUGUUUGAAAAUACGAAAUAUAUUUAAACUAUGUCCAUUCUGCCCGAUUCAGCAAAAAACCCAAACAUUUUGGAGGUAUGUCUGUGAAUGAUGGAGAAGCUAUGGCACGCAGUAUGAGAAUGAACAGCUUCUCGCGCAGAAUGAGCCUCCCAUAAUUCAUGCAAAAAGAGCCCGAAGGGAUCUCUCUCUGUGUGUGUGUGUUUUCCGUCAGAAUGAGUUUUACCACUGUAGCCAGCCACGAAAUAAUCUGACCCGACACUUAAAACCAUCUGCGCUAUCUAUCCGCCUUCUUAUUUACUAAAUUAUCCCGUGCACAAAACGUAGUGUAUCUGACACUAAACCCGAGUAGACCGGCAGUGACACGAUAGUUUUAUACGCAAACACAUUCCGUUUUUUCCUGCAGUGUUUAGUAAAUCACGUCUCGUUGAUGGGUAGUGUGCACAGUGUAAAUAAGAAACGAAUGUAGCAGCAGGGAUUUCAUUAGACGAAACAGAUGUGAAUAAAAUGUGACAGCGUAUCAAAUAAAGACUAUGAUAUGUUGACAAUGAUAUGUCGAUCAAUGUAGUUAUCAGUAGGACCGAAUUUGAAGUGAAUCAGUCCAAUUCUUUUUGAAUAAAAACCUAGACUGAACAUCGCAUAAUAAAGCCAUAUUUUUGAUUACCAAAUGAGUCGAACAUUUCUAGAGCGUGGAUGAAUGGGCUAGAUUUUCAGUCUGCAUUAGCCACAGCACCAUUCAAGAGGAUGCAUUGCUAUUGUAGUCUCAGAACAUUCGUUCCCUGUUGUUUUUAUUCUUGAUUUUCAGAAUUUUAAAAACGGUAUGCUUUAUGAUAAUAUCUGUCAUGCCUACUGCUUGGAUGUUAUUUUCCAAUGAGAGGUAAGCGUUUGUUAAAUGUAUUGCGUUUUGUUUGGCUCGUCGCUUUUCUUCUUCACAGCUAUGACUUACAAAGUAGAGGAUGUAGGAAAACAUGGAAUCCAAUUCAAGGUUUGAAGACAAAAAGCUAAGGUCAAAAUGUUUACAUUCUAAGGCGCUGUCGAGCACUGGGAGGUGCUGAAAUCCCUUAGUGGCCCUUUCCGCGUGAUUGGUAAACUUGACAGUUACUGACGGUCAUCCAUGGCAACCACGAAACCAAUCUGCCAAGUCCAAUAGAAAAUCAGCAAGGGGCUGACUGUCUUUUGCCUGUUCAAAAUGUAUCUCGGUUUUAGUUGUUAUACCUCUUGUACUUUCAACCUACGAAGUUCACCAGCCGAUCGCUGCAGUAGCCAGUCAGAGGGCAUAGUUCCUCAGUGUUUUUAACGGUUGAUCUGUUCACUUUAGGAUUGCCUUUUUGUCUGAGAGAGGGACAGAAGGAUACGCGCGAGAGGGGAGCGUGUGAUAGAGAGAGAGACGAAGAGGAAACGAGAAGCCUCCAUGUUUCAGCUGCCUAUCUUAAAUUUUAGCCCCCAGCAGGUUGCGGGGGUUUGCGAGACCCUGGAAGAGAGCGGGGACAUUGAGCGCCUCGGUCGCUUCCUCUGGUCUCUGCCCGUUGCCCCGGCAGCCUGCGAAGUCCUCAACAAGAAUGAGUCGGUGCUUAGGGCGCGGGCAAUCGUGGCCUACCACACCGGGAAUUUCCGAGAACUUUACCACAUCCUGGAGAACCACAAGUUCACCAAAGAGUCUCACACUAAACUGCAGGCCCUGUGGCUGGAGGCGCAUUACCAAGAGGCAGAGAAGCUGCGGGGCCGCCCGCUUGGGCCAGUGGACAAAUACAGGGUGCGGAAGAAGUUCCCUCUGCCCAGAACGAUAUGGGACGGAGAGCAAAAGACCCACUGCUUCAAGGAGAGAACCCGACAUUUGCUACGAGAAUGGUACUUGCAGGACCCUUACCCGAACCCGAGCAAAAAGAGGGAGCUCGCGCAGGCUACUGGACUUACUCCCACACAAGUCGGAAACUGGUUCAAAAAUCGUAGACAAAGGGAUAGAGCCGCGGCUGCGAAAAAUAGGCUACAGCAAGGGUUGUCCCAAGGCUCGGUUCGGUCUUUGGCAGAUGAUGAUGGAACCGUCGAUCGACUCGGUCCCGCCUCCAGCCCCGAGGCAAGUUUGUCGAGCAAAGCCGCCACCUCGGCUAUCUCUAUCACUUCCAGCGACAGCGAAUGUGACAUCUAAUGGCGCACAAAGCAGUCGAGAGGAGGAAGAGGAAAAAAUUGACAGUAGAUAAAUGGAGAUCCUGAAAAACAAUCUAACAUAAAAACAGUCAUAGUGCCUGCGUUUGAAUUGAAAGAAACUGUUCUUCUUUGAUGACUGCCAAAACAUGAGGGUUCUAACGGAAUGCCCUGUCUUAAAGCUAUAGGCUACUUUCAUUUUUUUUCGUUUUCCACUAUGGAUGACUGAAGCUAAUGCAAGCUGAAAGAAAAUGUAAAGAAAAAACAUGUUCAUAUUCACGAUCCCUUUUUAGGGAUGACUAAUAAACCAAUGCCUCAAGUUGAAACUAAAAAGGAAAAAAAAAAGGAAAAAAGGAGAAGACAUUCGAGCGCCUAACCUGCUAUUUUCUGUGGGUAUUUCAUGUUGAAAAGACGCUGUAAUAUUUUUACUUUACUUUUAAAGUUGUAUAAAUAAUGUUUAUUUACUUAUUUAAAUAAUAGGCGCUGUUAUAAUUUGAUGUUAUUUUGCUUGGUGUUUUUAUGUUUACCUUGUCCACAGGUGAACCCGUUGAGCAUGUGCGCUUUAGUGAACAUGUGUUUCAGUAAAAAAGACAAAAAAGUAGCCUAAAGAAACUUAAUAAAAUUAUUAUUGAUCAAAAGAACAAAACAUCAGUAUUUUUAUUCACAGAUAUUGAGAAUGGUGUUUGCAGAUAUUUUAUUACCCAAUUAUUAGCCUACUUUAUAUUAUUAUCGAGUAACGCCUAAUUUGGCAUGAUACAUUAGAUUAUAUUUUAGGGGUUUGGGACGAUAUUUAGAAUAUGAUAUAUGUGUGACAGAAUAUUUCAAAUAUCGUCCUAUGACAGGUCUAUAGUGUGAUGUAUCCUACUGUAUUAUGUUGUGCCUCUGCAUUGGCCUGAUGGAGUGGUCUAUAUAUCUGAGAAUUUAGACAUGUCAAUAAUUAGGCUACUUAACUACCAAAUAUCUUGAUAUGUGUGUGGACUCUGAGUGAGAAAAUUAGUUAUAUUCUUUAUAAUGCCACACUUUAUAGUGCCCUGACAGGUCCUCGACGUAAUUUGCCAACAUGCUUCGCGUCAUGUAAUGUGGCAUGACAGCGAGAGGUCAGAGAAAGGCCGUCAAACAAAACGGGAUGAUCUCCGAGUCCCGGAGUAAAAACAAAUAGGCCUACAUAACACCAGAAUAUGAAAUGUGCUCUGGCUGACUGAUGAGUAGUAGCCUACAAAAAUAGGUAUUGGCCAUUUUAUUAUUUUAAAUCAAAGAUAAUUUUAAAACCUAUUACAUUUAAUUUAGAUAGGCUAUAGGCAUCGAUUUCUCGGUGAUAGGCUAAAACAUUUCCUAGAAUUGAAUCCGCAUGAUAAGCGACAGGUUCGACCGCUGAUCUGAACCAUAUUUCCUUUAUCGUAUAAUUAAUGUUGGCUAGCCUAAUGUCUGCCACGACUAGGCCUAUGGCGACGUUCUUAUGAGAGUCUACAAGGUUGAUAGCAUACAACAUAUUUCAUGUUUCAGGUAAUUGAGUAAAGUCUGUUAUUUCUAUCUGGUCAUUAAUGGUUCAGUUAAACACGUAACGUGUAAAGGGGUAUAGGCAGAAAUGCUUGAAGCAGACCAUGUUAGGGUAGGCUAAAAAACGCAAUGGCUAUGAUACAUGUGGUUGUUUGAUGUUAUGAUCAGACGUGAUGCAGUUAUUAUUUUGUGAUAGGGUUUAGCCUAACCGUCUAUAGAUAGGCCCUUCGUUUUUUUGUUAUUGUUGUUUUUUUGCAUUACGGUUUAGGCUAGUAUUUAAAAAUGUUACCACUAGCACACAUCCCUGCCUAUGAUGAAUAUAUGCCAAAUAAUGUUCUAUUGGAACGUAAAGAUGAGGGUAAACCGUGCAUACACCUGAGGUUAAACUGUCCGUUCCCUCUUUAUACGCGCGAACAGGAUAUCAGCCCAAAUGAGCAACGAAAAUGAGAAGUAGGCUAGUGUUUUUUCAACGGCUCCAGAGUUCUGGUUUUGGACAAACACCUGGGUUUUCAUCCAAUUUGCAAUUCAUUACAGUAGCCAGUGAAAGAGACAAGAUGUAUUCCUCGAAACGUCUUUCAGCUGGAACAACACAUAAAUGCAGUGUUUCGGGUUUUGGAUCAAAAGAGAGAGGAAGCAAGUGAGGGGAAGAAAGGGGGGGCCUUGAGUUUCUUUCAAAUCAUGGGGACAAAAUGGCUGAAUAUUUCCGUUUCUAUUGAAAAUCAGGGCAACUAGAGGACACACAUGAAAAAGUCUUUUUAGCAGUGAAUAAAGUUGUCAGCGGUAAUCAGCACUAAUGAUGCGGUCUCCGGCCCCUGAGCAAAUAAAGGGGCGCUCCCAAUGUUUUGUGAGGGGAAGCAACACGAGUUUGUUCCCCUUCAAAGAAUGAACUGCUGUCAUGGUAUAGUCUGCCAGCCUGGGUACGGAAGUCAGAAUUUUUGUUUAGCGUGUGUGUGUUCUGUGGCAGCUGCUGCAAUGUGAAUUCGCGAGUAGGGCGAUUAAAAGGAUUUAGCCUAAUUACCAAUUUAUUGACUGUUUUCUGACUUGUACGUUUGCAACAGUCAUAACACGUUAAUUGUGCUCCAAUAAACAUGACGACCAUUUUGAAUAAUGAAGAAAAUAUGAUAUUAAUAUGUUUGAUAUAUAUAACCACUGAAUAGGGCGAAAUUCAUUGACUCUUUUUCCUUAGACCUUCAGCACUUUUAUAUAUUGGUAAAAUGGUAUCUUCUGGAUUUUGUGUCGUUUGUAAUCUAUAUAUAUAAAUGAAAGCAGAUGGGACCCCAA